This is a messenger RNA of Penicillium subrubescens, 210 nucleotides long. RefSeq names its product Translation machinery-associated protein 7. The transcript has 3 exons. The record is from RefSeq and is a predicted model, not a curated record. Bases 1 to 210 code for a protein of 69 amino acids. Lineage: Eukaryota; Fungi; Ascomycota; Eurotiomycetes; Eurotiales; Aspergillaceae.
AUGGGUGGUGCAAGCAGAGAAGGCGGCAAGGCCAAGCCCCUCAAGGCUGCCAAGAAGGAGAAGAAGGAGCUGGACGAGGAUGAACUCGCCUACAAGGAGAAGCAGAGAGCUGAUGCUGCCGCAAAGAAGGCUCUCCUCGACGCUACCAAGGGCAAGAAGGGUCCCCUCAACACCGGCCAGCAGGGCAUCAAGAAGUCUGGCAAGAAAUAA